AUCAUCAUCAUCAUCAUCAUCUGCUUGCUUGUCUGUCCUUAGGGCUUUUGGUGUGCCGUAUAAAAUAAAUGAAAACUUUUUGUUUGUAUGUAUAUGUUGUCCUUAUUUAUUUGGUUUCCAGCGGGAGGACGUUCUCAGGGGUGUGCUGAUCUGUGACAGUUUGAACAAUGUCACCAGCCUGCGGUUGUACAGUAAAUCCACUGGAUUAGCGAGUUGUCAUCGUCCUGCGUGAUUUCUCGGACACGACCUGUUCGUGUUUGGAGGAGCAACAAGCUCCUGUUGGAGGUGUAAACACGCUGUGCGGGUGCUAUGUGGAAUCAGCUAGAAAAGCCGCAACACUGCUGCGUUCUCACUCCAGGGAAAUGGAUCCAGUGGAACCUUCACACUUCUGUUUAAAGAGCUAGAGGAGAUUACAGCGCGUGCUGGAUAAUCAGCCUUUUAAUCUGUAACGUACAUGUGUAAUAUUAGCUGGAUAUAACAAUAAUAAUAAUAAUAAUAAUCAUUUUUAAAAAAUCAUAGCUUAGGUUAGAAAUGGGAACUCAGGUGACGGGGAGGAAGAGAAUCCCGAAUCGGGAGAAAGUGUCGGCGGAGGAUGAUGCUCUGAGCCAGAUAGCUCGGGAGGCGGAGGCGAGACUGGCAGCCAAGCGGGCGGCCCGGGCAGAAGCUCGAGAGAUCCGCUUAAAGGAACUGGAGAGGCAGCAGAAAGAGAUUUAUCAAGCUCAAAGGAAAUAUUAUGGGCUGGACAGCAAAUGGGGCCAUAUUGAGCAGUGGAUGGAGGACAGCGAGCGGUACUCACGCCACUCACGGAGACACACGUCGAUCUCAGAUGAUGAGGAGCGGUUGUCUGUUGGAAGUCGGGGGAGUUUGAGGGGAACUUACUCUGACCUCUACGGCAGCACCGGCAGCCUGCCUUCAUCUCGAAUUCAAAAUGGCCGGCCUACAGACUAUGGGGGAUUUUUGGGCUCUGGUUCCAGAGCCUCGUCCCGAGCAAGUUCAGCUCGCGCCAGCCCAGUGGUGGAAGAGAGAACAGACUUCCUGGAAAAGGGAUCAAGGACAGCAUCUACUCUUUCUGCUGCCACUUUGGCCUCACUAGGUGGUGGCUUUUCUCGGAGAGGCAGCUGUGAUACCUCCGUAUCGGUUGAUACAGAGGCCUCCAUAAGAGAAAUAAAGGACUCUCUGGUUGAGGCUGAGGAGAAGUAUCGGAAGGCCAUGGUGUCUAACGCGCAGCUGGAUAAUGAGAAGUCCAACCUGAUGUACCAGGUGGACACACUGCGAGACACACUGAUGGAGCUGGAGGAGCUGCUUUAUGAGACACGCAGGGAGUGUGAAGACAAAACUAAAGAGUGUGAUCGAGAGCGGCAUGCUCACAAUGUCCUGAAGUUCCAGUUUGAUGAGAUGAAGGAGACGUUAAAACAGAGUGAGGAAUUGCUAAAGGAUGCACAACAGUUGCGCUCGAAGCAAGAGAGCUAUGUUAGCGAAAUCUCUGAUCUACAGGAAACUCUGGAAUGGAAGGAGAAAAAAAUUGGGGCCUUAGAGAGACAAAAGGAAUAUUCAGACAUAAUCCAAGAUGAACGUGAUGCACUGAGGCAUGAGGUUUUCCGGCUCAGGGAUGCUCUAAAGAAACAUGGCAUAUCUCUUGGAUCUGAGGCGACAACAAAUGGCGAGACAGGAAGCAACAUGACUAAUGGACCUGAACGCAUAGAAUCAGCUCAAGACACACCGACUAUGAGUGCUGACAGUAUUUUAGAGAGACCUUCUAAGGAUCACGUGGCUGAAAUGGACAUCAUAUGCAUGAAAGAAAAAAUCAUGAUAGUGACUCAUGCAAAAGUAAGAAGAGCUGAAGAUAUGGAUUCUAGUGCAAGAGCAUCGUGCAGUGAUGUACAGAUUCAAGAGGACAGCAGAGCUCCCGAAACAAAUGAAUUUAAAAGCAGUAUGUCAGUUAGUACUGAACAUGUUCCAGAUGAAACACUUCAAGAAAGUGUGGCUGCUCAAAACGAAGGCAUCAUAAAUGUGGUAAAAUAUGUGAACAAACAAAACCAGAAGGCGGAAAAACCUUGCACAAAUGCAACUGAAGUCCCAGAAAAACCUUUGACUCGAGAAGUAAAUGAAGCACUUGCACCAUUCCAAUUUAUGAGUCAUGCAAACCAAGCUGAUGAACAAACCUUUGAGAAAAUGGAGCUACCUGGAACCACUAAAAGCUAUCAAGAUUCCAGAAAACCCACUCCCACCGCAGAUGUAGAGCUCAUCAGCACCAGAAGCCAGGAUCUUUCUGUAAGCAGUGAGCAGGAGUCUGGAACAGAGCUGGAACUUAAAUCAGGGGAUGUUCAAAAUUGCUUGAUUAUCAGCCCUGUGGAGGAGAAAGGCAUUGCAUCAUUUUUAGACAGUUGCCAAGAAGCUUUGGCACUGGACGUUGGUGUCAUAGAUACAGCCAGAGUUGAGGGUCAGGGUGAGAUGAGCCCUGCUGGAGCUGACACAAAACACAACAUUAUGAGGCUUAGGAACAAAGGAGGACAGGAAUGUUCUGUAUCCUAAUUUUACUUUCAUGCAGCCAAAUAAUAGAGAGUGUUUAAAAUGGAAAUAUACUCCACCAUGGAGUUUAAUAUUAUGAAUAGAGCAUUCCUGAUACUCGACAUCAUUUCUGGUAGCAAAUGAGUUCGCUCUAUUAUAAAACUCGAUCUCUAGAUUCUCAGACUUUCUCAGACUAGACUUUUAAUGAUUAUUAACAAUAUGACAGUUCAAGUAUUAAUUUGCGUAAUCAAAAGCACAUUAAUGACUGUAUAUCUGCCAUGCAUACUGUCUAAACUGGCCCAUCUUGAAGUAUAAGAACAGCAAGGACAAUUCUUUUGGUUUUGCCGUGCACUGAAGACAUUUGGGUUUGAAAUGUAAACAUUUAUAUAAGAGUAAAAUGUUAGGUUUCAUUUCUUCAUACAGUAAUUUCAUAUUGAUGUAUUUGAUUAAAUAGUUAAUAUCUCUGAAAGGCUAUUCUUGGUGAAUAUGCCUGUGAAUGCUGUAUUUUUGUCUAAAAUGAUAAACUAGAAAGCUUUCUAUGGGGUGAAAAUCAUUUUGAAGAUAAGAAAAUAGGGUAAACUGAUCAGAGAAUGCAUAAGUAUUGGGCUUAGCCAAUCACAACGAUGACAAAGCAAGAAACCAUUGGUUUACUAAUAACCUGACCUGAUUGGCCAAGGAAAACAACAGCAUAUGAUGUCAGUCACUGACAUAAACAAUAACCUCCAUAGGGCAGGGGUGAAGAUAUCACAGUGCACAAUUAAAAAAAUUGAAUAUUCGAAACAUAAAGGCCAUACCACAAGAUGCAAACCAUCAUCAUGAGUAAGAAUCAGAAGGCCAGUUUAGAAUUUGGAAUGGUAUACAGAAACGAGCCAGAAAACCUCUGGAACCAGGAUUAACUUCUGCCAAACUGAUGGAAAGCCAAAGUGUAGUGAAAGAAAGGAUCUGCUCAAGUUCCAAAACAUUUUCAGCUCAUUGGUCACAAACAAUCGAGGUAAUGUCACGGCUCAUCAAAAAAUGGGUGGUCUACCACCAAAGGUUCCAUGUUUUGAUUUAUUCAACACAACUAUAGGAAAUUAAAAUUCUGAUGUAUCGCCUCAUCUUCAUCCUUUAAUCUCAAACCCAAAUACUUUCACGGUACAAUAAAAAAAUAUAUAUAUAGGCCUUGCUGUUCUAAGACUUUUGGAAGGGGCUGUAAAUAUAUCUUAUAGUAAAAUAUUUUUUGUUCUUUUAUACCGCACCUUUUUUUCUUAUACUGCAACUUUGAUUUUCUAAUUAUAGAGCAAUUUAAAAUUAGCCCAUUUUCAAAUUAAUUCAAUGAAAAUGGUACAGUAUGUUUUCUUUAGAAACUUGCCUGGCAGUUCAUUUCAUCUUUAGGAAAGAUAUGUAAUAGUUUGUGACAUGGAAUUUGAAUCAUUCUACUAUACUGUAGCGACUGAACAAAAACAGCAACUCUGAAAAGGAUUGUAAAAAAAUAUUAUUAAAUAUUAUUAAAAUAAAAAAUAUUUAAUAAUAAUAAAAUUUUAAUGGCAAAAUAAUAAAAAAGUAAUAAAAUAGUAAAAUUUGUAUUUCUUUUUUUAUUGUUUAAUGUAAUGCAGGAACACCCUUUAAAACCUUCAAAGGUUAAGUAUACAGGAAAUUUUCACUGGUUUAGAAGGAAAUCAUUCUAGCCCUCUGAAACAAAAGGGUGUAACCAGUAUCUAAAUCAGAAUUUCAGUAUUAUUUUAUGCUUUGAAAUUUGCUAAUAAAUACAAUUAAAUUACUUCUUUUACCUUACAUUUCAAAGCUUAAUACUUACUGUACUUAUUUGUUUAUUUAUAUGAAUGAUUACCUCAUUAAUGCAUCCACUGAGUCAAAUGUAUGCUUUUGUUUUUCAAUGAACACACAUUUUAAGGGAAAUCACAGGAUUAUUAAUAGUAAGAACAUGCAUGUUGAUCUUCUUCACUGUGAUCUUCUACACUACAGUACACAAUUUAACAUGUUAAAUUAAAUCAUUAACAUUAUUAUACUAGUUUAUUAAAAAAUGUUACAUGAAUGAACACCAUUCAUAAUAGCAGUAAUUAGAAUUAGAGCAUAGUGAUUACAUCCUAAAAAACAUUUUAUUCAAUAAUUUUUUUUUAAAUCAAUGCAAGUACAGUGUGUCUAAAAAAAAAUUGAUCAUAUAUACCUGUUUUGAUCAUUGCGACUUGAAAUGCAGCAAAUCACAAAAUCCAAUUUGGAUCCCAAGCCUGGAUAAAAUUGGGGGUUUGCAUCUGGAAUCUAGAAAAUCGGGAAAAUGGGAGGAUUGCGUUCCGAAGGACAUUGCUGUAAAUGGGUCAAAUCAUAUUCAUGAAAAGGAAAAGUUUGGUAGGAAAAGUUGCACAAGUAACAGGGAUGACCGCAGCCUUAAGAAGAAUGUCAAACAAAGUUAAUUCAAGACUUUGAGAGAGCGUCACAAGCAGUGGAGUGAAGAUGGAGACAGAAGUGCAUCAGAAGCCACAAUGCACAUUGUGACGUCUUCAGGAAACAGGCUACAACUGUUGCAUUCCUUUUUAGAUAAAAGUAAACUGUACAUUUUAUCUUAAAAAGUGGAGUGGCACAGAAUACAUGUUGCUUGAAGACCUGUGAUUUUAUGUAUUGCACUGUUGCCACAUGAUUGAAUAAAUGCAUGUAUGUAUAAGCAUUGUUAAUAAAGUGGACAGUGAGUGGAUUGUGUUUUUUCUUUUUUAACUUGGUAACAUUGAUUAA
Messenger RNA from Clarias gariepinus (North African catfish), 5232 nucleotides. RefSeq names its product leucine rich repeat (in FLII) interacting protein 1b (gene lrrfip1b). The transcript has 16 exons. NCBI's taxonomy places the organism in Eukaryota, Metazoa, Chordata, Actinopteri, Siluriformes, Clariidae. Gene Ontology annotation, biological process: regulation of transcription by RNA polymerase II. The record is from RefSeq and is a predicted model, not a curated record. The coding region runs from base 532 to 2532 and encodes 666 amino acids. Gene Ontology annotation, molecular function: RNA polymerase II cis-regulatory region sequence-specific DNA binding; DNA-binding transcription factor activity, RNA polymerase II-specific.